GAUAGCGAUUGUCAGUCAAGAGUAGCUAGCUGUUACCCACAAGAAGUCUCCGCAAGAAGUCGCUCAAGUUAUCACUUGGCUACUGUUUUUUUUAAGAACACUACAAAUAAUGUAAUAUUUUUUUGCUAAAGGGGUCUAACUGGUUGAGAAAUCUAGCGAGAUUAGCUCCGUUAGUAACCCUGCAUCGCUGGUCAAAUCUGCAGCCUGAUCGACAGAGAAGAUGCCAGCAGCAGAGGAAUCACACGGUGUCAACAAAGCUGUGGACAACAUCUGUAGGCUUUCUCCAGAUCUGCUGGCUGACACAUGUCAGCACAUUCUGACUUAUCUUCAAGGGCAGACCAGAGGAGUAGAUUCAGCUGAAAUUUCUGAUAGAUUUCAGAGAGCUGGUAUCAGACUUGACCAUGAAGAUCUGCAGAACAUGAUCAGAUUUCUCUUGUUAACAUUCAGGUCAGCCGGGAAGAGCAACCUCUCUGGGGAUGACCUCGUGUCAAGGCUGGAAGCGGGCAGCAACAAGUGGCCCAAAGCUUCCCUUCAGGAGGUGCACAGGUUGUGGAGUGAACAUGGAGCAUUAGUGCACGCUCAGCAGGAGGUCCAGGCCAUGCUCAGCAUCAGCCAGUUAGUGGACAUGCAGUGGAAGCUUGGCAUGGCAGUGAGCUCCGACACAUGCCGAUCACUCAACUCUCCAUACGUGUCUCUUCUGCUGAAGAUUGUUGAGCCCUCUGGGCAGGUUUGUCAGAGGUCUUUUGAGAUGACCAUUCCACAGUUCAAGAACUUUCACAAGCAGUUCAAGGAGAUGGCAGCUGUUAUGGAGACUGUAUGAUGGUUGCAAGCACACCUAAAUGCUUGUCACGAUUACACCCCUGUUUACAUGUAACCAACGGAAGAACAGCGUCACACACGUUUUUGUCUCCUGGAUGUCUGAAAUUGUUACAAAUUACUGCAAAUGUCAGUUGUUGGCUUUGCUUUGCACUUCCAUUUUUCCACAAGUUACAUAAGCUCCUAAAUGAUUUACAUUUAGGACCUGUUGUUAAAAGAGUUUGAAGACGCUCGUCUAUACUUUGAAAACUGUGUCCGGAUAUUAUAUGUAUAUAUUCUGUUGCCAAUUUAUUGAGUACAACAAGCUAAAGCUAAUGUAGUCUAACAGUUCUGAAAUAAAUCCUAAAACCUUCAUGAAAGUUGUGAUGUUCAGUGUUUGUUGACACAUUUCAAGGGUGUUGACUCAACUUUACGGACAUUUCAGAGCAUGUAGCUUGUGGUGCUGUUGCACUGUACUGCAUUAUACAGACAGACUACCCUCACUGACACAGGAAGUGGUGUGGACAAAAUAGUAGAAACACCUGUCAGCAAAAUUUCUGCAGGAAUAAACUGGCAAAUGAGUUUAUAUUGCUAAAAUUGCAAAACCCUGACUAAUAUUCAAAUUGUGCCUCAUUUGUUACACAAUGUCCAACAUUGAUCUGGUUUGGAUUAAUCACAGUUUGCACUCAACUUCCUCUGGUUUUGCGCUUUUGACUGCAACAUGAACACACUUUGCCACAGUGAACACGACUGUUGCUUAUGUUGCUGUAUCUUUAUCAAGGGUGAAAGAUUGUGAUUAGCCCACGAUACAAUAUCUUGUAUCAUUUUAGUUAGUGGCAAAAACUGUAUAUACGAUUUGGAGUACAGUUUUUAGUAUUAAAAGCCUUUUGCAGUCCUCAUGGUUUUUGUUAAUGUCUAAAUUCUGAAGAGUGCCUUUUGCUGUUUGUGUGCUGUCUGGUAACGCUCUGUGCAUGCUCUGUCAUUGUGAAGAGGACUUUGCCUUUUUGUUUACUACAGUCUGUCCCCACUUGGAUGCCACACAACAGUGAUGCAAUAAACAACU
Molecule: messenger RNA, 1858 nt
Organism: Chelmon rostratus (copperband butterflyfish)
Lineage: Eukaryota; Metazoa; Chordata; Actinopteri; Chaetodontiformes; Chaetodontidae
Gene: commd6
Product: COMM domain containing 6
Exons: 7
Coding region: 221-820 (199 amino acids)
Molecular function (GO): NF-kappaB binding
Source: RefSeq, a predicted model, not a curated record